ACCGUUAAUAGAUUACGGGGGCCCCCAAAAUAAAGGGGCGAAAAGAUCCUAUCGUGCUGGACCCAAAAAGCACCACGAUCUUUUGAUCAACACAAAGCACAAAGAAAGACGAGGCCCGCCACCAUCAAGCAAGGAAGCCAUCGUCAACGACCAGGACCACUCUCACUCUCUACUAGCUAGUAGAAAGAAAGGCUGGCACUCGCAGCACGUCCGACUGGAAGAGGAAGAAGAAGAAGAGAGAAUCGGAUGAUGGAUUUGGAAGCGUACAUUCAAAAAUACAAGGGCGAGACCCGCUUGCAGCGCUUGCUCCACAUUGGCAAGGUGGCCCAAGAUGCCUCGUUGGUGACGCAGGCGUAUGAACUGGCAGAGACCCAAAUGAAGGAAGAUGGAAAUGUUCUUCGAUACAAGGAGGUCUUUGGAGAUGAAAAUGGCCCGAGUCCGUCGCAUCCUCGUGCUCGCAGUGGCAAUGUGGUGUACGAUCACGACUUUUUGGUGGAAACCGACGCCCGCAACCGAGGGACUCGUGACAUGUUGACGGGACGUUUGCACACGGCCCAGGCGCACUUGAACAAGGAAGCCAUCCGGACGGCCUACUUGGCAUUGGCCGAAGCCGACGUGUUGCGGGGAGAUUUGACUGAAGCCUAUCAUGCCGCAUUGCGGGCCAAAGACUACUGUACCAAUCGACAGCAAACCAGUCAAGUCUCCUUUUUGGUACUCGAAUUGGCCAUUCACUUGCACAACUACAAUCAGGUCCGCGAUUUUACAUUCAAAGUGCAGCACACGCUCUUGCCGGGCGGAAGCAGCAGCAGUGACGCGCACAACACCACUGCCACCACGACAAACAAUAUUGCCGACCGUCUGCUCGUGGCAAGUGCCUUGGAACGAUUGGCCCAUGGAGAUUUUCCAAAAGCGGCUGCCAAAUUUCGACAAGUCUGUGCCACGUCCGGUGCUGGUUGGGAUACGCUCAUUGCUCCCGAGGACAUUGCCACCUACGCGGCCGUCACCAGCAUGGCAUCGGCAUCUCGCAAGGUGCUGCAGGAAUGGAUUGAACACCCGGAAGCUCUGGAAUUUUUGGCACCGCCCCUCCAGGAAGCCUUAUUUCAGUUGGCAUCCCGGGCCAAUUACGCAGCGGCGUGGAAGCAUUUGCAAGAAUUUACACCCAACUUGCAGUUGGAUCUCUUUUUGGCGCCCCAUCUCGACAAGAUUCUUCCCAAAAUUCGAGAAGCCUGUAUUUUGGAAUACUGGAUCCCGUACCAGCGGGUAUCGCUCGCCAAAAUGGCACAGGAUUUGGAAUUUGCUGCGGCCAAUGACAGCAACAACUCGUCGUUGGUGAGCGUCAUUGAACGCUUGAUGCGUCAGGGAGCGUUGCGGGAUUGUCGGAUGGAUUGUCGGACCCAAUCCUUGAUUCGUGAUACCCCGUCAUGCAACAAGACCCGUCGCAAAUUGCAAAACAUGGGCCAACAGGUGUUGGAUGAUACCUAUGCCAUGGUCAUUCGAUUGGCGUGUGUGGAGAGUGACCUGGUGGUGAUGGACCCACAGCAACAAAACAGCAAGGGACGUCGUGGAAAUCGUGGUGAUGGCUAUGGAGAUGAAGAUGACGACAUUGAUGAUGCCAUGGAUAGUGACGACGAUACUCCCAUGGUCGAUGUGGGAGGUGGACCAGCCAUUAUUGGAGAUGACGAACCUCCCGAGAUGGGGGCCCAAAACCCAGAAGACUUGUAUUAAUUUGGCAAGUUGGGAUACCACAGGAAAAAGACAACAACCUGCAUGCACACAUGGAACCGUACGACUCGCAAGAGAAAACAGCACAAAUACGACAAAUGAUGACAAAAAGAGACGCUUUGGAACUGGUCCUUCGCGCGAGGCGUGAAAUGAAAACGGUUUCUGGUGUUUUGUCACAUGGAUCAGAACUAAAACGUAGAUCCAUUGGUUUUGAAAGGCUAGCUAGAUGUGGGUCUAGAGUAGGGAAGAUUUAGUAUUCAUGAAAGUCAUUUGGGACUGGGCAUAGGCCUAGGGCUUCGUGGGAUCAGGGGCAUCAAAGGACCAACACGAGGGGGGAAUUUUAAUUUGUAGGAUCCGCGGGGUCAGAAAUGAGUGGCUUUGAACAACGGCAGCGGUGGUCUACCAAGACAGCCCUGCGACGAGGUGGGUGCGGAGAUAUGAUCCCUCGAGCUGAGAGACCGACAAGAUGGUUCUUCUAACACGGUAGUCUGGAAGUCUAUGUUGGAUAUUUCAUCGAUUUCCACAAUGACAGCACGAUCUGUAGUAAGCAGGUGACUAAACACGUGUUUUUUGACGAAGCAAGCCAUUGUGACACAUACGGUCUGUAUGCUGGCUACAAAGUUCAGAAAUGGUAGACUCUCAUCAAGCAACUAAUAACACUAAUUCAUUGACAGCGCACAUGUAG
Molecule: messenger RNA, 2407 nt
Organism: Seminavis robusta
Lineage: Eukaryota; Bacillariophyta; Bacillariophyceae; Naviculales; Naviculaceae
Source: the annotation of a GenBank genome assembly